Messenger RNA from Chiroxiphia lanceolata (lance-tailed manakin), 2321 nucleotides. RefSeq names its product ETS transcription factor ELK4 (gene ELK4). Gene Ontology annotation, cellular component: nucleus. Gene Ontology annotation, biological process: cell differentiation; regulation of transcription by RNA polymerase II. The transcript has 5 exons. NCBI's taxonomy places the organism in Eukaryota, Metazoa, Chordata, Aves, Passeriformes, Pipridae. The record is from RefSeq and is a predicted model, not a curated record. The coding region runs from base 607 to 1935 and encodes 442 amino acids. Gene Ontology annotation, molecular function: DNA-binding transcription factor activity, RNA polymerase II-specific; sequence-specific DNA binding.
UGUGAUUCCAAAGGUUUGGAUGCUUGGCUGUGACAGAGGCUGAUGAGCUUCGUGCUACAGCGAGGUGGUACUUCCUAAAGGGAAGCAGCCUAAUGAAAUAAUAGCAGUUAAAUUCUGGGAUGCAACCUGCGUGGAUUUUUUUUUUUUUAGGAGGAGGGGUAAAAAAAAAAAAAAAAAAGCCUUUGCCACUCUGUGAAAUUCCGUUGCUAAUCUGAUUUCCACGUGGCUGCCUCCCCUUGCAUCAGUUUGGUGCAGUGCUGAUCCGGGUUCCCAAAGUGCUGGAGAUAAAUGCAGCGUGGGAAUAAUCACUCAAACUUCAUCUUCCUGCUCUCUCUUAGCACGUCUCCCUGGCACUGACAGCUCUGCAGAUCCUCCUGCCUGUGCAUCAUCCCCGGGGCUGAGGAUCCGCAGCGGGCUCAGCCUCAGCCUUGGAGCCACGGAGUGUUGCUGGCAAAGGUGGAUUCCAGGCGGUUCUGAGGCAGAGCUGAUCCCCUCUGGAUCAGCUGGCACGCCAUGGGAAGAGUCUGGAAGCGCAGCCUUGAGUUUCUUCGAGUGCUGAGCAAUUAAUUUGGGCAAGCAGGGAGUUGUACGUGCGCACUCACUGCUAUGGACAGUGCUAUCACCCUGUGGCAGUUCCUCCUCCAGCUCCUGCAAGAGCCUCAGAACAAGAACAUCAUCUGUUGGACCUCCAACGACGGGGAGUUCAAGCUGCUGCAGGCAGAGGAGGUGGCCAGGCUGUGGGGGAUCCGCAAGAACAAGCCCAGCAUGAACUAUGAUAAACUCAGCCGAGCGCUCAGAUACUACUACGUGAAGAAUAUCAUUAAGAAAGUGAACGGUAAGAAGUUUGUGUACAAGUUUGUCUCGUAUCCGGAGAUUUUAAAUAUGGACCCGCUCGUCGUGGGCCGGAUAGAAGGAGACCCUGAACUGACUGGCUUUGGAGAGGUCAACAGCGCUCCAAAGGACGUGGAAAACUGUGGGAAGGAGAAGUCCCAGUCGUGUGCUAAGUCCUCGAGCCGCAACGACUACAUCCACUCAGGCCUGUACUCCUCCUUCACCCUCAACUCCCUCAACAGCUCCAGCGUCAAACUCUUCAGGUCCAUCAAGAUCGAGAACCCGGCGGAGAAGCUGACGGAGAAGAAGCCUCAGGAGCCGACCCCCUCCGUCAUCAAGUUUGUCACCAUGCCCUCCAAAAAGCCCCCCUCGGCCCCCCUGGUCUCCACCACCUCCGCGGUCUCCGCCGCUCCCGCCGCGUCCUCCUCCCUUCCCCUGGGAUCCGAGGAGACCCUGCAGACCUUGGAGACGCUCGUCCUGCCCAAGUUAACUGUCCCCGAAGCUCCAGCACCUUUGCCGAACUUAACCAGCAGCUUCACCCCGACCCCCCCCAUCUCCUCGGUGUCUCCCACUCUCCAGGUCCCUUCCACGCCCCCGUCGCCGCCCCUGAGCUCCAAUCCCGACCUGGACAUUGACACGGACAUCGAGUCCGUGGCCUCCCAGCAGCUGGAGCAGGCCCAGAGCCUCCAGCACCAAUCCCCAGAGCCCAAAGAGCAGGAUUCAGCCGUGCUGGAGAAGGAAUUUGCCAAUCACCUCUCCAGAUCUAAGAAACCCAAAGGGCUGGAGUUGGCUCCUACUCUCGUCAUUACGGGCAGCGAUCCAAGUCCUCUGGGCAUUCUGAGUCCUUCUCUCCCCACUGCUUCUCUUACUCCAGCACUUUUCUCUCAGACUCCCAUCCUGCUGACUCCCAGCCCUUUGCUCUCCAGCAUCCACUUCUGGAGUACCCUGAGCCCGGUGGCUCCUCUCAGUCCUGCCAGGUUGCAAGGUGCUAACACCCUCUUUCAGUUUCCAUCAGUGCUGAACAGUCAUGGCCCAUUUACUCUGUCUGGACUGGAUGGACCCUCUACCCCUGGCCCGUUUUCCCCUGAUCUCCAGAAGACAUAGCACAUGGAACUCAUGGAAAAGGACACGUUGGCAAGCAAGGGAAAGAUGGGACACUUCUAUUUAACCACGUUUUUUAAAAAUGAGCAAUUUAUAAUUCCACACAGAGAUUCUCAACGAUCGUAGUUUUCGCCAUUCCCAAGUAAAAAAUGCCUUUUUUUUUUUUUUUUUGCAAAAUUCCCUUGUUUUCUGAAGAACCCAGGUUGGGAAUGUAUAUGCAAAGGCCUUAAUAGGAGCUGCAGCUCCAGUUUUCUUCUCUUCCCUCCUUGGUUUGGAAGAUUUCACGUGGUCAAAAAGGGACUUUUUGGUCGGUGUUGCAGCAACUGAGUCUGCAGCGAUUGCAGUGAACGGUGUCAGGGAAGUCUUUUCUCUGUGACUUUUGGGGGAAA